AUGAGCCUUCCAUCCCCAAUAUUAACCUUAAAAUGUCAAUUACCUGGGCUAGACUAUGUUUUGUUUGUCAAAGGUUUAGGACCACACAAUAUCAGUUAUGCUCAUGCACAAGACAAACCUCCAAAGGAGAUAAUUGUUAGCCGUAAAUGCGCUGAGGCUGUGCUUCGCGGUGCUCAGGUAUAUGUUCCUGGUGUAUUGGCUUGCAGUGCUCACGUUGAGAAAGGGGAUGCAGUUGCAGUAUCAGUUGCUGUGGAGCAGCCUGGACAGGAUGGUGGAUGGGGCGUUGGUAUGACACGUGGAACUAUUCUACAGGGAUUGCAGACAGGCAAGUCAGUUUCUGCAGUUAUUUACUGAGUACACUGAAUGACCUUCAGCGUGAAUUGUUUAAUGUUUGUUCUUUGGACCUUGAUUGUUGGGAUCUGAAACUUUAACCAUGAAAAUGACCAUCAAAGUAACAGUUGGUGAAAUUCAUUGGGUUAUUAACAUUAGAUGUCAGUGCACUGUCCUUAAAAAUGGAGGU
This is a messenger RNA of Camellia sinensis, 520 nucleotides long. Lineage: Eukaryota; Viridiplantae; Streptophyta; Magnoliopsida; Ericales; Theaceae. The record is from RefSeq and is a predicted model, not a curated record.